AUGAUUUAUAAACGAUCGCCGCGUUUAGCUGUGUUGGUAAUGUUUGUCUGUAUGUGUGUUGGUGCUAGUAAAAUAACAGUGGAUUACGAGAAAGAUCCUGCCGUAAAUAAUUUGAGAAAUUAUCUAAAGAUACGAACUGUUCAUCCAAAUAUCAACUAUGAUGAAUGCCUUACCUAUCUUCGCGGGCAGGCCUCAGAGCUCGGCCUUCCAGUGCAGGUAUACGAGCCAGUGGCCAGGAAGCCCAUCCUGGUGAUGACAUGGGAAGGCACAGAGCCUAAUAUGCCUAGUAUCCUUCUCAACUCACAUAUAGAUGUUGUGCCUGUUUUCGAGAACAGCUGGAAGUACCCUCCCUUCGAUGCUCGUCUUGUCGACGGCGUGAUAUAUGGUCGGGGUGUUCAAGAUAUGAAAUCUGUUGGUAUUCAGUACAUCGAAGCCGUCAGGAGACUCAAAGAAAAGGGAAUCAGGCUCAAGAGGACAAUCCAUUUGAGUUUUGUUCCAGAUGAGGAGAUAGGUGGUAGGAUGGGUAUGGGUGAGUUUGUGAAGACAAAAGACUUUAAGAAGCUGAACGUUGGCUUUGCUCUCGAUGAAGGCAUUGCCAGUGCAACCUCACAUUAUCUCGUCUACAACGGGGAAAAGAGUAUUUGGCACCUAACAAUAAUUUGCCCGGGAAGGUCAGGUCACGGCUCCCUUUUACUUCCGGACAACAACGGCGAGAAGCUCCGCUACAUCAUAGACAAAUUUAUGGACAUGCGUGCAGCAUCUAAAAAGAAAUUAGAAGAUAACCCUUCCCUGACCAUCGGUGACGUCACAACCAUCAACCUUACCAUGCUUAGUGGUGGUAUUCAGAAUAACGUCGUCCCGGAGCAGUUGACUGUCAGUUUUGACAUUCGCAUUGCAUUGACUGACAGUCAACAAGAGUUGGAGGAAAAGGUGAAGCAAUGGUGUAAAGAAGCAGGUGCAGGCGUGACGUAUGAAUUCGAACAGAAGGAUCCAGAAGUUACAGCCACCGCGGUAGACGACACCAACCCUUACUGGCUCGCCUUCAAACAGGCUGCUGAUCAGCUUAAUAUCCCACUUGAGAUUCGUACGUUUCCCGGCGGUACUGACAGUCGGUACAUCCGUGGAGUUGGUAUUCCAGCUCUGGACUUCUCCCCCAUGGUCAAUACCACACCAGGAUUACAUGAGCACAACGAACAUCUACCGGCCAGUACCUUCCUUCGAGGGAUACAACUGUACGAGAAGAUUAUUCCUGCGGUUGCAAACGUAGACUAA
Molecule: messenger RNA, 1272 nt
Organism: Diatraea saccharalis (sugarcane borer)
Lineage: Eukaryota; Metazoa; Arthropoda; Insecta; Lepidoptera; Crambidae
Source: the annotation of a GenBank genome assembly